Molecule: messenger RNA, 2065 nt
Organism: Cajanus cajan (pigeon pea)
Lineage: Eukaryota; Viridiplantae; Streptophyta; Magnoliopsida; Fabales; Fabaceae
Source: RefSeq, a predicted model, not a curated record
GAAAAAAAAAAUCCUUAGGGAAAACAUUAUUUAAAAUAAUUAAAUCAUGUAGAAAAUAAACUGAUCAGUUGUUGUUGCAGUGAUAAUAAUACAGAGGCGAUGUGCCAAAAUUGAAUGAAGAAUUGAGAUUUGAGAGAGAGAGAAAGAAAGAGGAACUUGAAAGGAAGAUUUCAAUUUGAAGGCAUGAUUUCAAUGUAACACAUCAGCUUGAUUUAUGCCCUAACACUCCCGAUCUCGCUCUCGGGCUGUGCUUCAUCUUGGGAAUUCUAGUGGUAAAUGUCAGGCAGAUCUGCUUGAUAAAAUGGGACAUGUGAAGUUGCAAACACAAACUGGCAUCAAUGCAAUAGAAGAGGGAUCUGAGCAGUUUGAUGCUGGAUAUCCUAACAAAACUACUGUGGCAUGCAUGAUCAAUGCAGAAAUUGGUGCUGUUUUGGCUGUCAUGAGAAGAAAUGUUAGAUGGGGAGUUCAUUAUAUGUCAGAUGAUGAUCAAUUGGAGCAUUCCCUUGUUCAGUCUCUGAAGGCACUAAGGAGGCAAAUUUUUUCAUGGCAGAAUCAGUGGCAUGUCAUAAGCCCGGCAUUGUAUCUCCAGCCUUUUCUGGAUGUGAUUCAAUCUGAUGAAACUGGUGCACCAAUUACUGGUGUUGCUCUAUCAUCUGUUUACAAGAUCUUAACAUUGGAUGUAAUUGAUGAAAACACUGUUAAUGUCGGGGAUGCCAUGCACUUGGUAGUUGAUGCUGUCACGAGUUGCAGGUUUGAGGUGACUGAUCCUGGAUCAGAAGAAGUGGUAUUAAUGAAGAUAUUACAAGUUCUUCUAGCAUGUGUGAAAAGUAAAGCAUCUGUGAUGCUGAGUAACCAACAUAUUUGCACCAUAGUGAAUACUUGUUUCCGUAUAGUUCAUCAAGCAGGAACCAAAAGUGAGUUGUUGCAGCGGAUAGCACGUUACACAAUGCAUGAACUUGUUCGGUGUAUUUUUUCUCACCUUCAAGAUAUUAACAACACAGAACUUGCAUUGAUAAAUGGGGAAACUGCUUUAAAACAAGAGACUGGUGGGCUAAGUAACGAGCAUAAUUCUGCAAACAGACAAUUGGAGAAUGGGAGUUUGAAUUCUGCAAGUGAUGGUCAACCCUUAUCCACAGGAAUUGCUUCUAGUACUGUGAGUGAUGUGGCAGGGACUGUAGUGGAUGAAGACACAGCUAUUGCUAGCAAUGGCAAGGGGACUGAUCCGAGUGAAUUGCAGCUUAUGAAGGAACCAUAUGGGAUUCCCUGCAUGGUGGAAAUAUUUCACUUUUUGUGUUCUUUGUUGAAUGUUGUUGAACACAUGGGAGUGAGUCCUCGAUCAAACACAAUAGCAUUUGAUGAAGACGUGCCUCUUUUUGCCUUAACUUUGAUUAAUUCAGCCAUAGAGUUGGGAGGGGCUUCCUUUCACCGACACCAUAGAUUGCUGAGCUUAAUUCAGGAUGAAUUAUUCCGCAAUCUUAUGCAAUUUGGUUUGUCAAUGAGUCCUCUUGUACUUUCAAUGGUAUCUAGCAUUGUUCUAAAUUUGUAUCAUCAUCUUCGCACAGAACUCAAAUUACAGCUAGAAGCAUUUUUUUCUUGUGUAAUUUUGAGGCUUGCACAAAGCAAAUAUGGAGCUUCAUAUAAUUCUACUAAAUUGAUGAUUCUAUUAGUCUGCGGGUCGAGCUUCGGAGGAAUUUCUUCUUCUUCUUCUCAAGUUCUUAGCUAUUCUGAGCCAAAAUUUCAGGUUUUGAUGGAAAAUUUUGAAGUUUUGGAGGCUGCUGCACUCGUUGGCUGUGCUAGGAGCGAUUGUAAAUGGGAGUCUUUGGAUGAGUUCACGUCGGGCGUGAGGAGAACCACGUCAGGUGCAAUAUCAGAUAGUGGCUUAGAUGGUGUUUUGCUGAUAUGGCUCCAGGGCAGGGUAAGUGCACCGGGCGUGGAGACCCCUGGAGGUCUUUGUCUAGACGACGCCGAGCAUAUGGUAAGUGCGCUGGGUGUGGAGACUCCUAUGAGUCUCUGUCUCAAUGAUGUCGAGCGUGGGGAUUCUACGCCAGGCGUGGAUGAGUUUUAG